AAACAGACCCCCCCUUCCAAGAAAGGAAUGUUUUAAAUAAAAAAGACAAUUAACCGUAGCAAGUAUUCCUGGGACGGCAUGGCUGCGACUUCUGGAUCCUGAGUAUCAACGUCAUCAAAACGAGGAAGUGUGAGCGCGAGAAAGCCCCUUGAUGUUUUUUUUUUUUUUGUUUCACAAUUUGGAUUUAACUGACUUCGCUACUGCCCAGUUACGUUGCGCUUUGCCGCGGAAUCCACCAAUCCGCUGCUGGUAUUAACCGGUGGGCGGUGCUGGAAUACACUAGCAGCCGGCGAGCUAGAGAGACGCCAUUUCGUAAUUCAGCGUUUCCCCGGAUACAGCGAGGCUGCAAAACAAGACGGCCGCGAUGGUGAAACUCUUCAUCGGCAACCUGUCCCCGAGCACGACGGCCGAUCAGCUCCGGACGCUGUUCGCUCAGUACGGGAAGGUAACGGAGAGCGACGUGGUCAAGGACUUCGGCUUCGUGCACAUGGACGAGCAGGCGGCGCAGGAGGCGAUCCGCAACCUGCACCACUACGAGCUGAACGGGAGGCUCAUGAACGUGGAGGUCAGCCACAGCAAGAAGCAGCAGCAGCAGCACCCGGACGCGGCGCCCCCCUCGGCCACCACCAAGCUGCACGUGGGCAACAUCAGCAGCACCUGCACCAGCCAGGAGCUGCGCGCCAAGUUCGAGGCGUACGGGCCGGUGGCCGAGUGCGACAUCGUGAAGGAGUACGCGUUCGUGCACAUGGAGCGGGCGGAGGACGCCAUGGAGGCGAUCCAGGGUUUAGACAACGCCGCAUUUCAAGGCAAAUUGAUCAGCGUGAAGCUUUCGACCAGCAACCACAGAACCACGCCAGGCAUGGGAGACAGGAUGAACUGUUUUGUGUGCGGGAGAAAGGGCCAUUGGGCCCAAGAUUGCCGAAUGGCGCAAAAUAAUUCCUACUCUGAUGGUCCUGCGUUCCCCAGGAGCAACGGAUUUCACGAUCCGGUUUUCCGAGGACGCGGUGACAUGGGGUUCAGAAGAGGUGGCCCUGGGGGGCCAGGGUUCGGCAGGGGCGCAGGGUUCGGGCCCGGUCCUGCAUACGGAAGGGGUUCAGGUUAUGGUGGUGGUCCCGAGUCUAUUAGGGUGCCAGGCUAUGGGGUUGCUCCUGACUCUAGCAGGGUUGCAGGCUACGGGGGCGGUCCUGAGUCCAGCGGGUACAGAGGUGGCCCUGGAUUUGGGAGAGGUCUCCACAGGGGCAGGGGUGCAGGGUACAGCGGGGCUGAAGGCUACGGGGGUGUCCAGACGUACAGUGGUGAAGCAGAUUACAGCAGCGGGAGCCCGGGAUACCCAGCGACGCGCCCCUCUCCAUACGGGGAGCGAGAAAGCUACAGUGGCGUCGACUUCUAUGAGCAGUUCAGAUCCCGCCCCCUAGAGGAAAGGCACUCCCUCGCCCCACCUCACCUUCCUCCUCCUCCUCCCUCCUCCAUGAUGAGAGACCGCCUGUCUGCCUCUGCCCUCAACCCCUAUGAGAGGCGCCCCAUGCCAGCUCCCGUCUCCUCCUCCUCCUACUACGCACGAGAGCGCAGCCCCGUCCGCCGGGCUCCCCCUGUGGCAGAGGGGUACGGGUACGAGCGCUCCCGCCUGUCUCCGGUCUCCUCCUCCCUCUCCAGGAGCUCCCUGUACGAGGCGCCGCGGGCGAGGGACCCCUACGCGGAACGGGCACGCUAUGCUUUUUAAUCGCACGUGCCGACAGGUAUAUAGUUACCGCGGGGGGGGGGGCUCCACGCGACGCGAAAUCGCCCCCCUUCUUGUUUCACGCAGAUUGCUUUCGGCUGCGACGCGAACAGGAAGGACAGUUGCGCGGACGCCUCGAUGUGUUUCGACACCUGACCUUGUGAAUUUAUGACCAAUUUUGUCUUUCCUUUUUCUUUUUUUUUUUUCUUUAUUCCGAGGCCACAGAUUUUAUUUUUUUAAUUAUUUUUUUGUUUCGAGUUGCUCAUUAUUUCUGAUGCUGGGGGGGGGGGGGGACACACGACAUGGAUUCGAAGUUUUUUGGAAUCUUAGAUUUCAGGAAAUGCUACAAGUUUGUCAUCUUGCAUUUAAAAAAAAAAAAAAAAAAAAAAAAAUGUAAAAUGAAUGCAGUGAUUUCUCCAAAAUUUGGGUGGUUAAAUAAUUCUGUACAAACACUUCACACGUGCUGUGUGCUUUUUUUGUGAUGUGUGUUCGGUUUUAAACGAAUAAUUUGCAGUUCUCUUUUUAGUGUGUGUGAGGGGGGGGCGGGGCGGGGGGGGGGGGCAGAGACUGGCUUGUUUUGAUACUGGUGGUAGAAUGGGUGUUGUGAUGAAGGGAUGACAUAUUUUAUAAUUUUUACAGAGCAGGUUGCGUUUUUAAAAUAUUAUCCGUUUCUAAAUCUUACAGUUCUCAUUGCUAUGAAGACUCAUGCGUCUGUACAUGUGUUUGGCUUUCUGGAGCUAGCCAGCAUGUAUUGAUCUAAAUAUGGGUUUAAAUGUAUUGGGGUCCUCCAACUGAUUUCUCCUGUCCUGUAGAGAUCUGCUUCAGAGAUGUACGAUGAGGAGAAACACAAUCCAAGCUUCACGUUCGCUGUGUGCUCAGAGUUCAAAUUGGCAAGCUUUAUUUUAUUUUUUUGAAGGUAACAGGGCUGACAAUCUUUUCAAAGAGAAAUAAGACACCAGUUCACAGUUUCAAAGUAUAUUUCUUCUGCGUUUUGCACGUUACUGUAUGUUCCUUGAAAUGAGUUUCCUUUUCAUAUUUUGCUUGUUAAAAAUAAUUGUUUUUUUUUAAUUAUUGAAUAACUAAUACCAACACAGUGAGCCUUGGUUUUAUGUAGUUAUUUUUAUUUUGUAUUCAUCUUUUAUAAAUAAAAUCAGAUAUUUGAGGGAAAAACAAA
This is a messenger RNA of Acipenser ruthenus (sterlet), 2891 nucleotides long. RefSeq names its product RNA-binding protein 4.1-like. Gene Ontology annotation, cellular component: cytosol. Bases 365 to 1720 code for a protein of 451 amino acids. The record is from RefSeq and is a predicted model, not a curated record. Gene Ontology annotation, molecular function: mRNA binding; zinc ion binding. NCBI's taxonomy places the organism in Eukaryota, Metazoa, Chordata, Actinopteri, Acipenseriformes, Acipenseridae. The transcript is spliced from 4 exons.